Trachemys scripta elegans is the source of this 9999-nucleotide messenger RNA. RefSeq names its product netrin-4-like. Gene Ontology annotation, cellular component: laminin trimer. The transcript has 10 exons. Gene Ontology annotation, molecular function: protein binding. The record is from RefSeq and is a predicted model, not a curated record. The coding region runs from base 1186 to 3099 and encodes 637 amino acids. Gene Ontology annotation, biological process: basement membrane assembly; substrate adhesion-dependent cell spreading; cell migration. Lineage: Eukaryota; Metazoa; Chordata; Testudines; Emydidae.
GGUGUGGAAACGACACCCCCCCCCCCCGCCUCACCGCCGCUAAAAACAUAUAAAGAACAGGAAGAAGAUCACAUGUUAUAAUAAUCCCCUUUGCAGCCAGACAGGACCAGAGGGCAGAGCUGGCCAGUUAGGACGGAGAGAUGUGCUAGCAGCUGAAGGGAGACAGAGAGAAAACUUGAAGAUAACUAAAUAGCACAACGAGGGGGCGAAACCCCUGUCCAGAUAGCAAAAGGGAGGAUCUCUCGCCCCCCUUUUUUCUGCAAGGCAUAUGGAAGGGAGAAAUAGUUCCUCCAACCCCCUCCCGAACCCCCAGCUCCCCUAAACCAAAUGCUACCCCCUCCCCACCAGGAACCUAAUCUGUCAUAAUUUCCAGGAACAAAUCAAGUCCCAGGAGGCAGAGAAGAACAGUAAAAGGGGGCAAUCGAUUCUGUGUGCAUUGACACCAGCGGUGACUUCAUUAUUACCCUUUGACGACCAGUUUGUGAAGCUAGCCCCUUGGUGGAAAAGUGAGAGCAGGGACAGUAAGGGGGUGAGAGAGAGACGAGUAAUUGUCCGAUCAUCUCUCAGAAAGAAAAGCAAACUUGGUUCUUCUUAUGACCCUCUGCCUCAGGGAGCAAAAGGGAAGAGCGCACUGUCUAGGACAAAAUUCAUAACAAAGCAAGGUUUUAACGGUGCAUGGCCCCUAAUUGCACCCCCAUUAGCAGCAGAGGGAGGGGGCGUAGGGAGGGGAUAAGGGGGGCGGGGGACCCAAGAAGCAAGGACCGCAAAUGAAAGUGAAAGAUUAAAAUAGCAAGUAAAAUAACUGCAUAUUAUCAGAUCUGACCGGAGACCUGAGCUUUGCUUUGCUUCCUCAGUGAUGGUUUGUCUCCGGGCUGUGUCAGAGAUGUGAAUUUCACCUACUUUCUGGAUGCAAAGGGCUAACAUCUACCCAUUCCUUUAUUUAUUUGGAAGCAAUGUGGGUCAUACACACAGAAGCCAUCUGAGACCUGGAAAGCUGUCUGUAUUUAAAAUAAAACAAGAAGAAUGAGACACCAGCCAGGAUCCCUGCCCUGAGAAGAAGGUGAAGAAAGAAAGAAAGAAAGAAAGAAAGAAAGAAAGAAAGAAAGAACAUGCAGACACCAAACCUGUAGAUUUAUGACAUUCUUUUUGCUCCACUAAGGACAGAUAUUUUCCCCCCUUACAGACAUGCAGCAGAAAGGCAUCAUGCUGAUUGUGUUCUUGGAGUACAUUGUUUCUGGUCAUGGUGAGGCAGAUCCAGUAAAGCUACGAACCUUCCGCUGUGACGGCCACUCCUGCAAUCCUCCUGUAGGGAAUCUAGCAACAGGCAGGACUCCAGUCUCUCUUACCACAUGUGGGCAGAACAGCACAGAACUUUAUUGCUUCUACCCAGACCAGCACCUCCUUCAUUGGGUCUCCCAAGGCUGUGGGCAGCCCCGCUGCACUAAAUGCAAUGCCAAUCAGCCUGAUAACUCCCACCUUCCCUCUGAUAUGACAGAUGAUUUCUUCCUAAAUCCUGGUUCCUGGUGGCAGUCUGCACAAGGGGUACACAGGGAAGAAAUCAGGCUGGACUUGGAAACAGCGUUCUACUUGACUCACGUCAUAGUAGUGUUCAAGUCACCACGCCCAGGUGCUAUGGUACUGGAGAGGUCUCAGGACAAUGGCCAGACGUGGAGGCCCUACAAAUAUUUUUCCGUCAACUGUACAGCAACGUUUGGGCUUCAAGAUGAUCUUAUUGAAGAGGGCUCUCUGUGCACUUCGAGGUAUUCAGACGCAGUGCCUUGCACUAGAGGGGAGGUGAUCUAUCGUGCCUUAACUCCAACCAACAAGAUCGAAAACCCAUAUGGUCCUGAGGCCCAAGACCUCCUGAAACUCACCAACCUGCGCCUCCUUUUAUUAAAAAGACAGGAGUGUCCCUGCCAAGGCUUGGGAUUGCUGGAGAAACCCCAGAGGUUUGCCCACUAUGCUAUCUAUGAUCUGAUUGUCCGGGGAAGUUGCUUCUGUAAUGGUCAUGCAGAAGAAUGCCAGCUUGCCAAUGGGACAGGGAACACAGAGAACGUGGUCCAUGGGAAGUGUGUGUGCAGACACAACACAGCAGGGAACCACUGUGAAAGGUGUGAACCAUUAUACAAUGACCAGCCUUGGAAGCCAGGAGAUGGAAAAACUGGGGCACCAAAUGAAUGCAGAAAGUGCCGCUGUCACAACCAUGCUGAUAGCUGCCACUUCAACCUGAGUGUUUGGCUGGCAUCUGGGAAACACAGCGGUGGAGUAUGUGACAACUGCAAACACAACACGGAGGGACAUCGAUGUCAAAGGUGCAAACCAGGAUUUUACAGAGAUAGGGGAAAACCUAUGUCUUCCCCAGAGGUCUGCAAACCUUGCUCCUGUCAGCCUAUGGGAUCGGCCAAUGCAACCUUCAGCAGAAGCUGGCGGUGCCACCCAAAGACGGGGUUCUGUUACUGCAAGCCAGGCGUGACAGGCCCGAACUGUGACAGAUGCCUUAUGGGAUACUGGGGCCUUGGAGAAAAUGGCUGUCGUCCUUGUGACUGUGCCAGAGACUGCGACCCGCACACUGGAAACUGUUUCAAUGGUUAUGACAAUGAGCCAUUUUUCAACAUCCCCAUGGGUGGGCGAAUCCCUGACCUCCUACAAACGCCAGCCAAUGAAAGCGAUGAGUGGAAAUGGAAUGAUCAUGAGCAGGGAUUUUCUGCUUUGAGACAUCCAGAAAAGUGUGUGUGCAAAGAGAAAGUGCUCGGAAGUGUCACUGAUUUCUGCCAGAUGAAAUAUGCAUAUGUGAUAAAAGCAAGAAUCCUAUCGGCUCAUGACAAAGGAACCCAUGCGGAAGUUGUAGUGAAGGUAAAGAAGGUCCUGAAAUCAGGCAAAGUGAAAAUUGCCCGGAGUAACAGAAGUAUCUAUCCGGAGUCCUGGACCAACAGGGGAUGUACAUGUCCCAUUCUCAAUCCUGGAACAGACUACCUGAUAGCAGGUCAGGAGGACUCAAGGACCAGCAAACUCCUCGUGAAUAUGAACAGUCUGGUGAAACCCUGGAAGGCGUAUUUGGGAAAACAAGUAGCAGACAUUCUUCGAACUGGAUGCAAAUAAUUUCUUCUUCAGAAGUUAAAGUCAUGAACUUUAUACUUUAAUAACACUGUGGAGAAAGGUGUAGCUAGUUCAUAUAUUACCAUGCAACACGUUCCUAGCUAAGGGAACAAGAGUGGACUUACCCUCCUGUCCCACAUUAUGUGUUUAAACCAGGAAUCCUUGGACAUGACUUUUCUUCCAUAAAUGCACACUGUCUUAUAUGAAAUUAACCAACACAUCACAUGUAGGUUACAAAUCACAGUUCUUAGCUUGAAGCCAUUUUCACAGCUCCCAGAAAUUCACUGUCAUGGGAGAAGCAGAAGCUAUGGUUUAUGUGUUUCCACUCUUCAGGAAUUAAUCUGGUAUCGAUACCCAUAAACCACUUGCAUAGUGCAUUCAUUACUCAGAUGUCAUUUUCUUUAUUAAAGUGGCCAUUAAUGGGCCAAAAAAAUUCAGCUUUGCAGGUGGCAAAAUAUUAAACAGUCAGCAUGUCAAAUGACACUUGAUUUGUUUGAAAAGAGCUAUUUUUAUUUAUCAAGCAAACUGCAGUUAGAUCAAUAUAAGACAUGCUGCUUUCUAGAGUGAAAAUAUCACAUUGCUGCACAGAGACUAACACUGGAACUUUAUCUGGUGAGGGCCUCUAUAGAUGGGAGUUGUCAGUCAAUGCCUAAUGCAAAAUCACUGCUGACUCAUCUGUUCUAUCAAAGGUCUUCUCUUUGCUGUUGUAACACUGCUAUUAGUACUGUCACACAACAGGUUUCAGAUUGACUGCUGCUAAAGGGUCUUGUGCCAGUAGAGUAGCGUCAAGCUACAGCUCCAGACCUAUAGGAGAAGGUGAUGGAAACUGGCCCUUAUUUGAGUUUGUGAUGCUACAAUAGGUAGAGGUGUGAAGGGGCAGUAGGCUGUACCAAUUUGAGGAUUAAGCAAGGUGUUGAUGACUGACAGGGCAGCUACCUUGUUAUUCUGAUCAAUGCCCUUGAGGCCAUGCUCAUUAUUUAAUUGUCACUACCAUUUUCACUCUGCUGUUACUCUUGCCCCCUUUGUGUGUUGUAAUAGUCAAGUGAAGUUACCUUCCAGUUGUGCUUGAAGUUUAUUUAGCAUGAGGAGUAGGGGUGGUAGCAUCUCCACUCUAAAUAAAGUCCUGCUGUUCUGCAGCAGGAGUCCCCAUAGAAUUAUUUUAGUCUAUUCCACAGUUAGUAAGAAGCUAGUCUGUGGAAAUGUGAGUUCCUCAGAGUACCGUGGGGGGAAGGGAAUGAUCUCCUACCGGUCUCUGCCCGAGUGACAGGAAACUCAUGACCAAACUGAGAGGGUAAGGAGUACGUUCCAUUGAUAAGUAAAGCAUAAAUCAGAACUUUAUUCAAAGAUAUCCUUUUUUUUGGUUUAUGUAGAGCAGGGGUUCUCAAACUGGGGGUCAGGACCCUUUAGGGGGUUGUGAGAUUAUUAUGCAGGGCGGGUCACAAGCUGUCAGCCUCCACCCAAACCCCGCUUUGCCUCCAGCAUUUAUAAUGGUGUUAAAUAUAUUAAAAAGUGUUUUUAAUUUACAAGGGGGGGGGGUCACACUCAGAGGCUUGCUAUCUGAAAGGGAUCACCAGUACAAAAGUUUGAGAAUCACUGGUGUAGGGGCACACAACUUCAUAUAUGCUGCUUUUGCCCAUCGUUGACUAUGCCUACAGGAAGAGGAGAUGGGGUUUGAUCUGCGUGCCACUUAGUCACUGUAACAUGAAGGAAUCUCAGAUAGCCCAACAGCCAUGAAAAGAAAGUGGUGGGUCUGGGUUAUGAAGUGUCUGAUGAGAAAGAGAUAAACUAGCAGCAUGUUCAAUUAAUGCAGUUGGGUGACCAGUAUCUGAAGACCAGGGAUCCCAGAAUGCCAGAGCUACUUUUUUAUUACCAUUGUUUGUUAUGCAUCAGACUCUACAUAAAAGGAAGGGUCUGAUGCAUAUCAGUACAGCAAAAGGACACAUUUCAGAUUAUUUACAAAGAGAAGACCAGCAGAAAUUUCUUGGAAUAUUCUUCCAGCCAUUCACAGCUUGGGGGAAAUUCUGGAUUGGACAUCAACUUGAAUUGACCCAGUGUGUGUUUAUAUAAACAACCUCUCUCUCCUCCCUCCACCUUACCCCCUCAAUCUAUGCAUGUUCUAUAUAUUGUCUCAGGCCAACAUGACAUCAUCUUAUGUUUGGCUGUGAGUUCAAAGGAUGGUCAGUCUGGUAGCUGGCUGGUCUGAUCAAAUAUUCCCAAACCCAUUAUUGCUCCUACAAUGGCCCUGUUAAAAGCAACUUUCCAUUUUGUGCCUGCAGUUUUGUAAGUGCAAGUGUAAUCACUUAGAUGUCAAACUGUUUGGUUGCAAAUAACUUUGGUGAUACCUUCGAAUUUGCAGGCACAAAAUGGGGAGCUGAAUAGAAGUUCCUUUCAAAAUCAGGUUCAUACAGUAUAUUGCCUCACACACAAGUGGAUCUAACUGCCCUUGGAUAUUGUUACUUAACUAUAGGCUUGUUCCAGUUUUAAAGCGAUCCUGUGGGAAAGGAAACGCCACAUGGUUAUUUCAGUAGUUAGUUGUUUUAGAUUUCUAUGCUUUUAAGUAAAUAUACAUGGUACCUUGGGGAUUCCUUUAUUUGGAUUUUCAAAGGAACCAGGCACUCAGUUCCCAUAGAAAUGAAGUGGCACAUCAGAGCCUAAUUUCCUUGGGCACCUUUGCAGAUUCCCAGCCUAGAAGUGUGUCCUGUUCACAUUGAAACUAGCAUAGAACUUGUCAUCUCCACUUCACAGUUAACAACUAGAAUUGUUCAUGGGACACAUGAUAUGGAUAGAGGCUCCCAUCUGAUCAUAUACUUUGACCCCACCCCAUCCCCAAAAUUUGUUUUCUCUUCAAGGGCACAAACGCUGUGUUUUCUUUUUCCUAUAAUGUCAGGAGGAAAAAAGCCUCUAUUAUCCAUUUGUUGCUACCUAAAGCAGUAACCAAGAAUUUGGCAUCUCUGAUCAGACAUUUAAUUAAUGUAAUAAAACACUAUGCACCACUAAAGUGGCUUUCUUUAAAAUGUCAGCUCAUUAAGUUAGAAGACUAGCAAUCAAGUGAUAUUGUUUUCAUUCCUGUGUCCAGAAAUAGACUUACUACAAGGAUUAGCUAGUCAUCUUUUAAAGACCAUUCAAAAUAAGGAUGUGUUUAGAUGACUUUACAGUCCAUUCUCAAAGGGCCUGUUAGGAAGAAUUUCAAUAAAGUAAAGCCUGGGGUGAAAGAAUGUGUUCAAGGGCACUCUUUAUAACAAAUACAUUUAUAUUUACCAUUGUGUGUGCAUCUUAUCUGCUGAGGGUCAUAUUCUGGUCUCAUUUACCCAAGUGCUAUACCAUUGAGCUAAAGGGCAUUGCACAGGGUGUAAAUCACAGGACUAGAAGGUUCCCCCCCCCCAACUGUUUUACUUUCCAGGGGUGAAACUCACCCUUUUUGUGGGAAAGGGAGAUAGGAACCCCCUUGCAGUGACCAUUGCAGGUUAUGGGCUAGGAUAGUGACCAGUGCCUUUGUUCUUUUCAGCGUGAGGGCUGCUGAAUCCACAUAGUCCAGUCAAGCCCUUCUUCUGAUUUGCCACCAAUACACUCCUCUGUGCCAGUUUAUUUGGCAUCAGUAGGAGCCCAUCAUGCAGCAUCCACUCAGCCUGCCUACCCACUCUGUGCAGGACUACUGCAGGAAGUGGGGAAUCACCAGCUCAGAGGGCUUUGUGCUACCCUUUCAAGGGGAUACAAAUGCCACGCUUACAGAGUUUCAACGUGCCUAAUCUUGUAUGUGUAGCUUUGUAAUGGGGUUCACUCACUGCUAGGGUGCCUCCUCCGGGCCAUUCAGGUGAUUAGCUCCAUCCACAUCUGAUGCCCCAUGGUUUGCUCUCACCGUGGCCCCUCCUACCCUCUGGGACUCAGCAUAUCCCCUCUGCAUGACUUGGCCCAGGUCACUAUAUGUUUCCCCUUCCAGAAUACCAAAGUCUCUCCAGAUCAACUGUCCAGUUGCCAUCCCAAGCCAUCCUUUAAUUCAAGACAAUGCUACUUUCCUCAGUGAGCAGGUAGGGGACCCAGGCCUGCCCAUUACUCCAGAUUCCAGCACAGGGUCUCUGUUCAGCAACUAUGGUCCACUUACCCCAGACCUCAUUGCUAUUUCCCUGCUCUUCUUCCUACUUUUCUUCCCUCGCUCUACCCCCCCGGUUAUCAGUAGAGCUCCCUCUGCUAUUUCACCCCUUUCAGUUUCUUGCCAAUCUAUAAUCCAAACACACUUUCCUCCUCCCAGGAAGUGACUGUAGACUACUCCUCCUACAACCCAUUCUGUUCUCAGCUUGCUGGCUUUGUAUCAGACCAGCCUAUACCUGCUCAGCUGAAAUUCAUCCUCUAAUAGGGAUUGCCUGGCCAGCCUAAUUCUCCCCCAGGUGCAGUCUACUAGGUUAAUUAGCCCCUUCCCAGCCACCUUAACUCUCCCAGGUGACGUGUGGCAUGAACACUCCAUCACAAGCUUAUACAUACAGCUUUGCAAUGCACCUUAAUGCCAACUUUCAACUGGGUGAUUCCCGAGCAUAUUCAUCCAUUUGUGCCAGACGGUGGUGACUUUGUGGUAUAUGCAAAUGCCCACUGGAAACCAGAGUGGGACCAACACAUUUAUGUCACUAAUGGUCAAGCUACUAUGUUACUGAAUCUAUUGCAGCCAUUUCUUAUAACCAGUGAUCUGUCUCAUCAUGAAAAAUAUUCAUUAAUGUCAUUCCCAAGUGUUUCUAGCUAUCAAUAUUUGAUGGGAGAUUUGAAACAAGGGUUCUUCUAUAAUCUCUAUCACUUCCCUUGGGAUCCAUUGUAAUAAAAACAAUCAGGCUAACAAUUUUUUUUUUUGCAUUCAGGUGCGUUCUCCAUUGUGUAGCCAAAUGUUUCCAAAAGUGAAUCUGCUCACAUACAAUAAUGUGUAAGGAGUGGGGAACAAGUGAGGACAAAUGUGAAAAAACACAAGUAGUUUCUUUUUCCCCUCCCUCCCUUUCAUCCUAUUGGAUGGUGGCUGUAGAGCUGAGUCUACUUCCUAUUCUAAAAUCCAUUACUUAGAAAUACUACACAUUGCAUUUUGACUGUCAGGCUAACUAAUGUCUGAUGGCUUCUGCUUUGCAAUCGUUCAGGGUAAGCAGAUACCCACAUGUGUGAGAGACAGGUCAGCCUACAGUUUGAAAGUACAGAAUGGAAGCCAGAUAUGGUCAGCCUAAGAGCAAGUUGACUUUUUGUUGCUAUUACUACCAGCUGCUCAUGAGAUCUCUGAUUAACUAGCCUAAGAAAGUCAAAGAAUGGGGAACAAAACUGCGAAUUAUGCAGAACUAUAGUGUCUAGCCAAACGAUAGUACCAGCACCCUCUGCAGUGCUAUAAAGCAUGUAGCCUGCCUGAAAUUGAACAUCCAAAGUACAAAUGAACCCCACAGAUUUGAGUGAGAAGAGUGUUCACUAUUUGCAAUGGAAUUAAGACUGUAUAAAGGGAUGGUUAUCUUGGGUAUGGGGAACUUUUUCAUAUACUGUGAUGGCUCAGAAGAUUAUUGUGAGACUGCAUGACACUAUCAAUACUUCUCAGAAAUAACUGCAAUGUAUUUCCUGUAACUAGAACAAACAAGGCCCUACAGAACUAACAAGAGGAUCUGCCAAAGAGGAUGCACCUAUUGAAAUGGGAAAAGAAAUCUGUUGGCCUAGUCCAGGGGUUGCUCUCCCUGCUCUCUCACUGGAGAGAAUACAGCUCUCCAGUACUUUCUAUCAUGGGCCCAGGGCAGUACUGAAAAUAUUCACAAGAACAAUCCAGUCCAUACAGUAGUUGACAGGUUGUCCUACCAUCAGCUUUGCCAAAAAGUAGCAAAGACAAGGCAGCUGUGUUGCAUUCUGAUGCACCCCAAACAGUAGCCCCAAACACCAGGAAAUCAAAGCAAGACACACAGGUAGGUGGUCAAACCCUAAACCAGUUAAGUCAGCAACAGUCCAAAUGGCAGGUAUGUAGCAGCAGGCUCAGCGUAACUGCACACACGCAACGCUAUGUGUACAUACACACAUGCGCGCACACUCCCACACACAGAACAGGAAAUGGAACACUGAAUUCAGGGAGCGGGAACCAGGAAACAAACAGAAACAAGGAGCAGGAAGCAAUAAGCAGGAAGGCAACACAGACCGGUCAUCAGCAUCAGUACUGAAAAUGGUCAUUUGAACAAUGCAACCCGUACCAUAGCUGACAGAUUGCCCUAUCACUGGCUGUUAUCACAUGCCAAGAAGUAGCACAGGCAGCUGUCAGGCCCUGCCUAAUGAUGAAAUAAUAGUGUUUACCCCCCAAAGUAUGGAAAGCUCUGGAAGAGUUACACUGGGGCAGGGAAGCAAACAGGCAAUGGCUGAAUGCAGCCACGUAUGUAGAGAGGAGGCAGCAGCACCAUUAGAACAGUUUCAAGUCAGAGCAACUAUCUGUGAGAGCUGUGCAGCUCAUGUAUCAAAUAAAAUGUGGCCACCUCUGUCCUAGUCUUUGUAGGGAACUUUAAAAGGAUCAAAAUAGUUCACUAGGUAGUUCUUUGUGAGUGCUGAACUCUAAAAACAACAUAGCAACCUUGCAUAUUAUCAUGCUUCUGCAUCUUCUGCUCUUACACACUGGUACAGCAAGCAGAUAGGAGGAAGGAGGCAGAAGGAAGGUAAACAGACCUACGUACAAUAUUGUAUUGCUUUGGCAAGAAUGGCUCAUUCUUGUAACUGCUAUACAGAGCAAGGUGUUCUCCAUCUGUGUAUCUCAGAUUGUUUCAGUGCCGCUUGAUGUAAGCUUUCCUUGAAUUUAUAUAAUUCACAUGGUGUUCUCUCCAGGGUUCCUCAGACCUGGAAAAGUGAUUGUGUUAUUCGUAACGUGUUGUGCACAUUUUCUUUUUUGUACUUAAAACUUUGAUUAAAAAUACUCAUAGAAAUGUA